UGUUGACCGUACAAUAAACACUUCUACAAAACAGUGUCAGUCAGUUACUAAUCUGUUGCUCUAAUCAUAAAACUUAGUAACAGAGUAAAAGAAAAACUUGGUGACAAUAUUAUAUGGCAAGUGGGGGUCGAAGCUACCAGCUCUAUGCUGGGGUUGUCACAAUUUUGUCUCAUUUGAUAGCCAUAACUGUGACAGUGUUAGUACUAGUUUGGCUUCUCAAGUUCCAAGGAGGCUUUGCUUUCAAAUCUGGAAACACACAGAAGAUAUUCAAUUUACAUCCUUUCCUUAUGGUGGUUGGGCUUAUAGUCAUUGGAGGAGAAGCUAUCAUGGCAUACAAGACAAUGCCGGGAACAAGAAGAGCACACAAAGGGGUGCACAUUAUACUACAUCUCCUAGCUUUGUUGGCUGGAAUUUUAGGGACAUAUGCAGUAUUUAAGUUUAAAGAUGAAACCGGUACUAAAGAUUUUGUCACCUUACACACUUGGCUAGGCAUCAUUGUCAUCACCGCAUACGGUUUACAGUUCUUGUUAGGUUUCUUCACCUUUUUCUUCCCGGGUGCCGCAAUGCCGGCAAGAGCAAACAUCCUACCAUGGCACACAUUUUUCGGGAUGGUGAUCUUUUUGCUAGCGGUAUGCACCGCUGAGACAGGGCUGCUUCAAAGAUUUAUUACCUUAGGGUUAGGAUUGAACCAAGAAGGACUCAUAGUAAACUUCACAGGGUUGUUGAUCUUCCUCUUUGCUGUGACUGUUACACUCAGUGUCAUUCUACCAAGAAAUCAUUAUUAGUGCUAAUAAUUUAAAUAGGGGUAGAAAGAAUUCAACACUUGUGUUAGUUCAGUAUGCUGAUUAUUUAUAUCUCUAAUACAAAUUUGAUUAAUUGUUAUUAAAGAACUCUCAUGGUCAUACAAAGAUGAAAUGUCUUAGACCUAUUUGCUAUUAAAGAUAAGAAUGUUGUUGAGAUUGAAGCAGUUGACCAGCCAAGCAAGAAAAAGAAUAAAUUGUUUGUUUAGAUGUCUAACUAAAUAGUCUCUCUUGCAUAAUCAUUUAACACUAGAUUGGGUGAGCCUUAAGAAAAUAAAAAUCAUUUAACACUUUAUUUAAAAAAUAUAUAGUAUUUUUGAAAAUUACUGAAAAAUAUAUAUAUGUUUAAAGGAAAAAUAUAUUUUUAGA
Molecule: messenger RNA, 1169 nt
Organism: Cannabis sativa
Lineage: Eukaryota; Viridiplantae; Streptophyta; Magnoliopsida; Rosales; Cannabaceae
Product: probable ascorbate-specific transmembrane electron transporter 2
Exons: 4
Coding region: 114-785 (223 amino acids)
Molecular function (GO): oxidoreductase activity
Source: RefSeq, a predicted model, not a curated record